Molecule: messenger RNA, 2383 nt
Organism: Zonotrichia albicollis (white-throated sparrow)
Lineage: Eukaryota; Metazoa; Chordata; Aves; Passeriformes; Passerellidae
Gene: CHMP4C
Product: charged multivesicular body protein 4C
Biological process (GO): vesicle budding from membrane; late endosome to vacuole transport via multivesicular body sorting pathway
Cellular component (GO): ESCRT III complex; multivesicular body; cytoplasmic side of plasma membrane
Source: RefSeq, a predicted model, not a curated record
CCCCGCCGCCAGGUGCGGUGCCGCCGCCGCCCGUGGGCCGAGGAAGCGCUGUCACGGCGUGUGCUGCGCAGGAAGGCUCCUGAGCACCGGCCUGGCCGGACCUUUCCGUCGGCGGGUGCCGAGCUGGGAUCACCGCCAUGAGCAAAAUCUCCAAGUUCUUCAAGGGGGGCGGCUCGGCCGGCUCCAAGGGCCGCAGGGGUCCCUCGCCGCAGGAGGCGCUGGCCCGGCUGCGGGAGACGGAGGAGAUGCUCAGCAAGAAGCAGGAGUACCUGGAGACGCGGAUCGAGCGGGAGCUGGCGCUAGCCCGGCAGCACGGCACCAAGAACAAGCGAGCUGCCUUACAAGCCCUGAAGAGAAAAAAGAGGUAUGAGAAACAGUUGAAUCAAAUUGAUGGGACACUUUCAACCAUUGAGUUCCAGAGAGAGGCAUUGGAAAAUUCCCACACCAACACAGAAGUGCUCAAGAAUAUGGGUUAUGCUGCACAAGCUAUGAAAAAAGUACAUGAAAAUAUGGAUUUGAACAAAAUCGAUGAUUUGAUGCAAGAUAUCACUGAACAGCAAGAUGUUGCCCAGGAAAUUUCAGAUGCUAUCUCAAACCGAGCCACCUUUGGUGAUGAGUUUGAUGAGGAUGAGUUGAUGGCAGAAUUAGAAGAACUGGAGCAAGAAGAACUGAACAAGGGAAUGAGAGAUGUCAGGUUGCCAAGUGUUCCGUCCACAUCGCUGCCUUCUCGCCCUGCAACAACCAGGAAAAGAGCAGAGGAUGAAGAUGAAAUGAAGAAACUGGCUGCCUGGGCUUCAUAAGAUCAUGGUCUUUCUAUAACACCAAACAUUACAGUGCAGAAUGUAAGGAGCUGUACUGCUGUUUUAUAACCAUACUGAUGGUGGUUGCAUUUCAUACAGGCUGGGGUUUUUUAUGGCACAUCUUGCCGAGACUCAUGUUACUGCUAUAUUACAAAAUUAGCUUAAAAACCAGAAUUAAAUAGUUGCCUAAACCUUCAGGCAUAAUUUUUUUUCAGCCUCGUCAAGAGAUUUGUUUUAUUAUUAGUAUCAGUUUUUAAUAGGCACUAUCUUACCAUAUCUCUUGGUUUGUAGAACCCACGUGCCUCACUUAUGCUCAAAGCUGGAUUCAUUUUUGAAAUGAGAAAGUUAAGUAAAUCAUCAGGGUUCUAUAACUAGAGGGUUUUUUUGGUUCAGACUAUUUAAAUAUUAGCAAAACAGCUUAAUACGCGUCCUCACUUGCAAGUUCUUUGAGCCCAAGAACUAAUAACUAUUCAUUUGGACAUGAAGAUUCAAACAGUCUGCCUGGAGCAACUUAGGGUGUCCUAGAUACUAAGAGGAAGUUCUUCUGUAGGCUUAUUGAAGUGGAAUGUGUUAUUUGUUUUAACUGGCCUAAAUGUCCCAUGCACUUCUAUAGGUCAACUUGAAUUUAUUUUGGACUAUUUCUGACUAGGUUACAGAAUUACAGUGAUCGAGGAAAGGAAAAUUAACAACACAUUUUUAGUUACACAAUUUCAAAAUAGCUUUAAUUUUUGAGCAUCUGGUUCUUUUCUCUUACUCAGUUUGUGAAUUGAAAUAUUACCAGUGUGUUGUAUUUGCAGGGCCUUUUUAAACCCUGGUUAAAAGCUGAUUCUGGCUUACUUGUAAAGUUGGUGUGUUACUGUCCAGCUGACCGUGUUUUAGCCUAAGGAAAAAAUGCCACUCUUGAGUGCUAAGCUACUACAUAUAUGGAGAGAUGGCUGUUCAAAUACAGCCCAAAAAUUAAAUAGGCUGCUUUGUAUUAACAAAGUAUUAAAUAAGUCUUAAACUGUAUGCUAGUAGCCUGCUGUCAAUCACAAGGAAAUCGUAGAACAGUGUGGAGUUCCUAGGGGUGUAGGAAGCAGAGUCCUUCAUCUAGGUUUCUUGUUUUCAAAUUAAUUUAAAUUUAGUGAUGACUGAACCACCUGGGGAAUAGUGGUGGACUUGGUUUCUGUAGAUCUUUAGCGACAGAAGACUGACCCCUUCUCCUGCACGCUUCAGUAACCUUCAGCUUAGUGGGUUUUAGGUUAAGUAUAAGCAAAUACAUGUUUCUAGACAUGGUCUGCUCAGAGCCUUUCAAGUUGAGCCCCAUGGAUGAAGCCCAAGAUGUAUAAACCCUUUGGAGAGAUUGAAUUUUUCAGGACUUUCAUUCUCUGUGGAGGAAUUGCUUUUGGAUUGUAUCUGUAUGAGAGCUGAAUCAAGCCUUGCCACUUCAGAUAAUUUUCUUACUGGAUAAAACAGGUUGUGUUUAUUCUGUCCUAAAAUUUGGAGGUACCAAGAAAAUUGUCCCAUUUUGUUGAGAGUAGAGGAAAUCUGGAAUUAUUUAAUUUUUGUUUUAAAUACAAAAUAAAACAGGAAAAAAAAAAAAA